GGCGAGUAGCUGUGACUCAGUCGGGGUUGUGGAUUUUUAACGUCUAACCCAUAAUUGCCCUCGCUAAGAGCGAAACUAUUCGACGCGUGACGGGGUUACUUUGGUGGUGGUAGGGGGAGGGGCUUUGUCUCUGUUUUUAUUUCUAUAGUAGCCCACCUCACUUCCUCAGACGCUGCCAUUUCGGUUGUGAAUGAAGAAGAGAGAGGAGUAGUGGAGGACGACGGGAAGGGGAAAGCAAGGAGAAGGGGGCACGAGGAAGUCCUCGAGAACGGCUCCCGUAGCAGGAGUAAGCUAGGAGGGAGGCAGAAUUAGCGUUUUUUUUAUUUUUAUGGCUCAGUCUGCCGCGAACGGUGUGGACCAUGAUACGGCGAGCAAGAAGCACAACUCAAGGAUGGAGGCGUCUUGCUUGGAGUUGGCCCUGGAAGGAGAAAGGCUGUGCAAAGCUGGAGACUUUAAAGAUGGAACAGCCUUUUUUGAAGCCGCGGUGCAAGUUGGCACAGAAGACCUGAAAACUCUUAGUGCCAUCUACAGCCAGUUGGGUAAUGCCUACUUUUACCUGAAGGAAUAUGGCAAAGCCCUGGAGUACCACAAACAUGACCUUAAUUUGGCUAGAAACAUAGGAGACAGGAUUGGAGAAGGAAAAGCCAGCAGUAACCUUGGUAACACUUUAAAAGUGUUAGGGCAAUUUGACGAGGCUAUCGUCUGCUGCCAAAGACACCUGGAUAUCUCGCAAGAACAAGGCGACAAGGUGGGAGAGGCCAGAGCACUGUAUAACAUAGGAAACGUGUUUCAUGCAAAGGGCAAAAAGAUGUUGUGGGGAUGCACCCGGGAUCCAGGAGACCUGCCCCCUGACGUCAGAGACACAUUGCAAAGGGCUACCACCUUUUAUGAGAUGAAUUUAUGUUUGGUCAAAGAGCUUGGCGACCGAGUUGCUCAGGGGAGAGCCUAUGGGAAUCUUGGCAACACCCAUUACCUGCUGGGUAACUUUGUUAAAGCGAUCACCUUUCAUCUCCAGCGAUUAGCCAUCGCUAAGGAAUUUGGUGACAAAGCGGCCGAGCGACGAGCCUACAGUAACCUGGGAAAUGCCUUCAUAUUCUUGUCCCAGUUUAACACAGCCACUGAGUAUUACAGGAAAACUCUCCAUCUGUCCAAGGAGCUAAGGGACAAGGUGAUGGAGGCUCAGGCCUGCUACAGCCUGGGAAACACCUACACCCUGCUGCAGCAGUAUGACAUGGCCAUAGACUACUACCUUAAACACCUGUACAUUGCUCAGGAACUCACAGACAGAGUUGGAGAAGGGCGUGCGUGCUGGAGUCUGGGAAAUGGAUAUGUGUCUUUGGGAAACCUAAAACAAGCCCUUCACUAUGCCCGAAAGCACCUGGAAAUUUCUAAAGAAAUUGGAGACAGAAAUGGGGAAUUGACAGCCAGGAUGAAUGUAGAACAGCUGCUGGCGUCUCUUGGAGUAUCUGAGGGAGAUCUUUCACCCUCCAGUUCAGAAUUUGAGAUGCAAGGUGCAAGACCCAAAAACACCACAAAAAACAGCAUGGACAGUGUAGAACUGUGGAAGUACUCCUCAGAUAAGAACGGGAAUUGCCAACAUUUAGAAGGUGAGCCGAGAAGAUCCAAAGGUCAGCCAUCACAGUCCAGCAAAAGAAAAGGCUGUUCAGACAGUCAGUGGUCAGACGAAAGGCAGUGGUUGGACUCUCCUGUAGACGCAGAUGACAUCACAGUCCUAGUACCUCCUCCUGUACCUAAGCUGAGCUGCGAACCCUCUGAUGACGACUGCUUCAUCGAACUCCUCAGCAAGUUCCAGAGCAGCCGCAUGGAUGACCAGCGCUGCCAACUCGAGGAGCCGCAGAACGGAGAGGACGGAGAGGCUGCGGCCAGCCUGAGCGACAUGAAAGAUCCAGCACUUACCACGUCUCCUCAGACCGAGGAGCUGUUCGAUCUCAUCGAGAGCUCUCAGGGGCGUCGACUUGACGAUCAGCGUGUAAAUGUUGGCAACCUUCCAGGUCUUAGGAUCACGCAGAACAACCUGGGUCAUUUGGUCGGGGAGGGCGACCACCAGGAACCGGGCGACGAUUUUUUCAACAUGCUGGUCAAGUGCCAGUCCUCCAGGAUUGACGAUCAGCGCUGCACCCCGCCAGAACCCGGCCCCCACGCCCCGACAGUGCCCGACGAAGACUUCUUCAGUCUCAUCCAGCGGGUGCAGGCCAAGCGAAUGGACGAGCAGCGCGUCCAGCUGCCCAGCGAGGACCAGCCCAGCCCGCCGUCGCCGGAACCAGAACCUCCCCGGGGAUUCCCCAGCUAGGGGUUUACGAUCAAAGUGUGAGCGUACAUCAGAAGGGGGAGGAACUAACAAACUAAAAGGAAACUCGGUGUGCAAAAAGGUGGUGACAAGUGUUGCUUCAUUCAUGAUGUGUGUAUAUAAAAAAAAAUGUGGUAAGAGCAAGAACAAACUUGACCUACAUUAUUACACGCUCAAACUAAUGCCUUAAUUAGACAUUUUUGUGGAAUGUAUUCCUUGGUGUAUUUUCAGGGGUGCAUUGUGGUCAAACGCUAAGAAAUGGGAAGUUUAUUUGAAGACACGUGUUACAAGAAGUCAAAAUGAAGAGUGCAAUGCAGUUUUAUAACUAAAUAAGUGUUAAUAUUAGAUUAAUUUAUUGCUUUUGUGCUCUUAUAAAUGCUUUUUUUUCUCGCCAGUUUAUGUUUGUGAUUUGAUUUCCUCAUAGAAGGGUGCAGUAUUACCUUUUUUUGGGCCUCCAGUGGUGUUAUGCGCUGGUCACUUUAUAGUAUUUGAAAAUCCUUCUCCUGUUUAUGUCAGUUUGAAAAGGUGUUUACAUGUUUUUUAAUCUAAAACUGACUGGUAUGCAGUGGAAUUCAUUCCUGCACAAAAUAUGAAGUUAAUCAUUUUAAAUAAUUAAAAAAAAAAUGUUUAUCUCUACUGCCUCCCUGUGGUCAAAAUAGGUAUUACAUCUGUCCAAACAGUUUUUUUCUGUAAUUUUUUAACACAAAUUUGAUUUUUUUUUUUAAUUUAUUUUAUUUACUGACAUUUUCUUAGUCAGUGAAAAUAUUUAUAAAAGGUACGUCUGUUAAUUCUACCGGUACUGAAAUUAAUUGACCUUGACUGGAGGCUUUUUAAAUCAAGAAUCGUGCAUACCUCAUUUGUAGCUUUUAUCCACCCUAGAUAUUCUUGAUUUAAACCACAAAACAUUUGUGUCAUCUCAUUUUGAUAAUCAACACUAUGGGAGCUGCAAUGAACAUACACCUUUAUCCUGUCUUUUUUUGUGAAUUAACAUUUAUAGAUAUUAACCGGUAUGCUUCUGGUUGUCUUUGUAUGUAUGAUAUUAUUUUGUAUUUAUGUUUUAGGGCAUGAAAAUGUCCCAUCAUGCUUUUAAUAAAAGGAUUCAGAUGUUU
Oryzias melastigma (Indian medaka) is the source of this 3417-nucleotide messenger RNA. It is a transcript of the gene gpsm1b, whose product is annotated as G protein signaling modulator 1b. Bases 329 to 2311 code for a protein of 660 amino acids. Lineage: Eukaryota; Metazoa; Chordata; Actinopteri; Beloniformes; Adrianichthyidae. Gene Ontology annotation, molecular function: GTPase regulator activity; protein binding. The record is from RefSeq and is a predicted model, not a curated record. The transcript has 14 exons.